Protomyces lactucae-debilis is the source of this 1120-nucleotide messenger RNA. RefSeq names its product 6-phosphogluconate dehydrogenase. Bases 339 to 1040 code for a protein of 233 amino acids. Gene Ontology annotation, cellular component: mitochondrion. Gene Ontology annotation, biological process: L-valine catabolic process. The transcript has a single exon. Gene Ontology annotation, molecular function: NAD binding; 3-hydroxyisobutyrate dehydrogenase activity; NADP binding. NCBI's taxonomy places the organism in Eukaryota, Fungi, Ascomycota, Taphrinomycetes, Taphrinales, Protomycetaceae. The record is from RefSeq and is a predicted model, not a curated record.
GGGGGAACAGCUACACUUCAAAAACAAGCUUCAACCUGCUCCUCCUCGCUACGAUGCUCUCAAGGAAACUGUAUACAGGGCUCUCUACUCGGCGGUGCUUCUCAAGCUAUGGCUUUGUCGGACUCGGCAGGAUGGGAGCAGGCAUGGCACGCAACUUGAGGGCAAAAAUCGAACCUGGUGCGACGCUCAAGAUUUACGACCUGCACAGAGCUGCGUGUGAUACCUUGGCCAAGGAAGUGGAGGGAAUCGAUGUUGUGAGCUCUGUCUCUGACCUGCAGCAAGCGGUAGCCUCAUCGAUGUCUACAGACCAAGACUAAUACCAGGAAUGUGUGAUCACCAUGCUACCCAAUUCUGAACACGUCGAGGCAUGUUUCGCAGAUGGCCUCGGUGCGGCAAACAAGAAAGACCGGCUCUUCAUUGAUUGCUCGACCAUUGAUCCUUUCCGGUCAGGUGCGCUCGCAAAACAACUCGCAGACAAGGGUAUGGGUCGAUUCGUGGAUGCUCCUGUAUCUGGUGGUGUCAAAGGUGCCUCUGGUGGUACACUCUCCUUCAUGGUAGGGAUGCCUUCCAAGGAGACAGAUCCACGCGUCGAGCAAGUCUUGUCAAAAAUGGGCGCGAGUAUACAUUAUUGCGGUAAAGCAGGAGCAGGUCUAUCUGCAAAGCUCGUCAACAACUAUCUUCUAGGUCUGAACAACAUUGCCACUGCAGAAGCUAUGAAUAUGGGGCUCAAGCUUGGACUGAAGCCUAGCGUGCUGGGUCAGGUCAUUAAUUCAAGUACAGGCAAGUGCUGGCCCUCAGAGAAGAACAACCCGGUGGCAGGCAUCGUCCCUGGUGCACCAGCAGAAAAUGACUUUGAAGGGGGCUUUGGCAUUCAGUUGAUGCUGAAGGAUCUGGGUCUAGCACUUGCGGCUGCCGAGGGAGCUGGUGUCCAUCUUGGGGCCAAGGACUAUGCGCUAGACAUUUACCAAAAAGUGGCCACGCAGUACCCAAACAAGGACUUUGGUGUUUUGUUCAAGCACUACGAGGCGAUGUCGAAGUAGAUAUGUCUAGAUGAGGCUGUGUAGAUGUAUUUCUGAACUUCAGUUCAAGGUUGAAGAUAUUAGUUCGUACACUAUUACUA